Messenger RNA from Cotesia glomerata, 2852 nucleotides. RefSeq names its product DNA-directed RNA polymerase III subunit RPC7-like (gene Polr3G). Bases 154 to 864 code for a protein of 236 amino acids. The transcript has 2 exons. Gene Ontology annotation, biological process: transcription by RNA polymerase III. NCBI's taxonomy places the organism in Eukaryota, Metazoa, Arthropoda, Insecta, Hymenoptera, Braconidae. Gene Ontology annotation, cellular component: RNA polymerase III complex. The record is from RefSeq and is a predicted model, not a curated record.
AUUUGCGACGGGUCAUUUUUAGAGGUUCUUGAAAAAUUAACAAGUAAAUCAUACAAAUCAAAGAAAACUUUGAAAGUCACCAAUUAAGAGUUGUAAAUCUAUUAAAAAUAAUACAUUAUUAAAAGUAAGCCUGCAAAAAUUAAUAUUCAAAUAAUGACUGGAAGAGGAGGUAGAGGGGGAGGAGGAGGACGAGGUGGCCGGGGUGGUGGAGGACGAGGUGGUCGAGGUGGCCGAGGUCGUGGUGGCCGAGCUGGAGACGUAGAGCUUCCCCCUGGAGUACAACAAUCGGAAGAACAAUCGCUCCAAAUAACUCAGCCACCACCAAAUUUUCCUCCUAUAGAGCACAAAGCACCAAAAUUGCAAAUAACAGACGAGUGGCCAUAUCUCUUUGAACUCAAACGUGACUACGCAGAAAGUCUCUUUGAGUCAAGACACAACGUCGACGUUAAUAAGAAAAAGGACAUUGAUCGCUGGUCGGAUCGUUUGGCCGCGGAAAUGGUCACCAAGUCUCGGUAUGAUAAAUUCUGCGAUUGGACGGUCAUGCCCGUGGAGCUGAAACCUAGAGGAGAGAAGCGCAAAAGAAAGACAGCGACCAACCGAUCCAAGAAGAACAAGGAAGUCGAUGUACUCGCCAAACUCGCCAAACUAGAAGAAGCCGAAGGAAAGACGGAUAAGGAUCCAGAUGACUUGGAAGAGGAAGAGAAGAGCAGUGAUGAGGAAGAAACCGAGGACAAAGACCCCGAGGAGGAUCUUGAGGAAGAUGAGGAAAUGGACGAAGGAACCGACUAUGCAAAUAAUUACUUCAAAAAUGGCGAGGAGGACGAAGAAGAAGACGAUGUCUACGAAGAGGGUGGUGUUUUUUAAUAAAUAAAAAUAUUUAUCUUGUAAGUUUGUUAAAUAAUUAUCGGUCUCAUUUAAAGUUUUGUUAAAAUUAAAUUUAAUUACUCUGUAUUAUUGAUCAUGCAGGCUUUUGUAUUUGUAAUUAUUAAUUACUAGUUAUAUUAAUUACGAAUUAUGAAUUUAUUAUUUUAAUUUCUAAUUAUAUAAAUAAUAUCAUUAAAGUUUAAGUGAAAAUAAAAUAAAAUUAAAAUUAUUAAUUAAAAGGAUACUUUGCUAAUUAUCAAUUGAUAUAAAUUAUUUCGAGUCACAGGAAGCGUCGGCGUUUUUUUAUUACGAGUAUUUCAAUUUCUAGUAAUUCAUAAUAAUAUAUAAUAUUAAUAAUAUAUAUAUAUAUAUUUAUAUAAUAUAUAUAGCCAUAAUCAUUUGUUUAUUUUUUUUUUAUCAUUCAAUAUAUAUAUUAAUAUUUAAAUAAAAUCCACCAUUAAAUAUAAAUUUUAGUUUAUAUAUACUUAAUAAUUAAUAAUUCAACUAGAGUUUAAAAACAAAGACGCGAAUGUAAUAUAAUUAAUAAUUAUAAUAAUAAUAAAAUAAAUUAUUUUCAUUCGUGCCUUUCUUAAUUAAACAAUAUCUUAAUUAUCUUUUUUUGUAUAAUUAUAAUUGUAAUUAUUAAUAUUAAUCACCUAAAAAGCUUUGUAACUUAACAAUUAGGAUAAAAUUAUCAGGAUAAACUCCAGUCUUUACAAUUAUCAACUAACACUCAAGUAAAUUAAUUAGAUUUUUUUUUCAGCAAACAAAUUAAAAGUAAAAUAAAAAUUCACAACAAUCACAUGCGUUACAGUUUACGUUACUCAUUAAUUACGCGAUCAAUGCCUUAUUUUUUUUUUAUUUUUAUUUAAUUACUUUUUAUAAUCAACGAUAACGCGAGAAAAAAUUGUAUAAAACGUAAUUACUGCAAAAUAACAGACUCAGUCAUGUCAAUUAUUUUGGUAUUUUUGUUUUAUUAUAAUAAUUAUUUUCUAUUAUCCAUCCGUAUACUGUUUUGCAAAAUAUGAGAAAGAUGUUUGUUGUUAAUUAAAUUUUAUUUUUAUUAUUUUAAUAAUAAAAGCUUUGAUUAACAUCAAUUACAUAAUAAUUACCCUGCAAAACUAAUUGAUAAGGCAACACCAGAGGCCAAUAAUUAAAAUUUUCUCACCUUCUUAUCUUUCACUUUGUCUUAUCACCACUCUCAUUACAUUAAAUACAAUUAUAAUUAAUUAUAAAUACAUGAUUAAAUAUACGCGCAUUUUUGAGUUAAUAAAUAAUAAAUAUAAUUAAUAAUAAUUAUAAAUAAUAAUUUCGCAUAAUGAGUUACAAAUUCGUUGUAUCUCCGAUCUUAAACUCUGCAAUUGUAUAUAAACAUUAAAUCAACAAUAAAUUUUAUUUAUCAUUAAUUAUUAAUUGUUAAUUAUAAAUAUUAAUUUCUCGUAUUUUAGCAAAACAGUACUAUACGGUAUUAAACCAUUUAAUUGCAUAAAAUUUCCAUAACCAUUUUUAAUUAUUAGCUUUCAUCGUGUUUUUAACCUUUAAUCAUUCAUUUAAUUGUUUAUAUUGUAUAAUUAUCGUUAUUAUAUGAUCUAUCUAUUUAUAAUAGGCAUUACGGACUAAGGCGGGGAUGCAAAAUUAAAUCCCGGGUUGCCUUGAUCGCUUGGGCAUUAUCCACAACGAUUAUCUUACUCUUGUUAAUUAAUUAAUUAUUCAUUAGUUUAACUUUUUCAUUUUUAUUUUUUAAUAUCAUUAUUAAGUAUUUAGUUUUUAUUAUUAAUAUAAUAUAUUUUUCCCUCAUCCUACUUGACCCUCUCUCUCCUGCAGCAUACCACUACUCUACUCCGUAAUCCCUUGUACAAAUAACACCGAAUCUGGGAUUGUCUCACUGUUAAUAUAAUUGAUUUAUCGUUCCUAGAAGCUCAUUUUUUAAAACAAUCAGUUCUUACUCGAUAGUUCGUAUUCGUUAAAUUUAAACAAAAAAAUAUAUG